Rhizophagus irregularis DAOM 181602=DAOM 197198 is the source of this 570-nucleotide messenger RNA. RefSeq lists its product as uncharacterized. The record is from RefSeq and is a predicted model, not a curated record. NCBI's taxonomy places the organism in Eukaryota, Fungi, Glomeromycota, Glomeromycetes, Glomerales, Glomeraceae.
AUGUGUCUAUCUCGAAAGGCUCAGAAGGAAAAGUCAAAAAAAGAUGAGUGGUUUUCGUUAUUACAAUAUCUGAAUGCUAGUAUAAAUGAUUUACCAAUCUCUGAAUCUUUUUUAGAUAACGGAAGUGAAUUUGAUGGAUUUAAUUUAGCUACUGCUGAAGAACUUGGAUGGAAAGUUGAUAAGCCUUCCAAAUUUGCUGUAAAAGGUAAUUCUGAACAUAUUUCUAAAGCACUGGGAUGGUAUACGAAUGUAGCAGUCACUCUAAAAGACAUGAAAGGGAAUCUGAUUAUCACUAUUGUUGGAAAUUAUGCUUGUGUUGACAAUGGUGAGCCUAAGCCAAUGCUAUGGUUAGGAACGACAGGAAUUCGAAAAGUCAAAGGUAUUUCCAAUCUAACUAAAAAUCAGUUCUGCAUAGAGGAUCAUGGAAAAACUUAUAUUAUCCCAACCUUUAGCAAGGCUCCGGUAGUCAAGGAUCCGCCAAAAGAAAAUCAGGAAUCAGCUAAUUCUUCUAAUCCGACUAGUGAGGAAGAUUUAAAAAAAAGUGUAAAGAACUUGAAAAGUGCCUCAUAA